Schizosaccharomyces octosporus yFS286 is the source of this 2923-nucleotide messenger RNA. Its product is annotated as pig-K. The coding region runs from base 359 to 1486 and encodes 375 amino acids. Lineage: Eukaryota; Fungi; Ascomycota; Schizosaccharomycetes; Schizosaccharomycetales; Schizosaccharomycetaceae. The record is from RefSeq and is a predicted model, not a curated record. Gene Ontology annotation, molecular function: GPI-anchor transamidase activity. The transcript has a single exon. Gene Ontology annotation, cellular component: GPI-anchor transamidase complex. Gene Ontology annotation, biological process: attachment of GPI anchor to protein; protein localization to cell surface; proteolysis.
GAAAAAUGAUCCAUAUUGAUUAUAGUUAAUUGAAUCUCAAAAAAUAAGAGAAAAUACAAAUUAUUAUUGAUUAGAUGAAAAUGGUUAUGAUGGCAAUGCCCAAGUUCAUAACGAACACACAACACAACCCUUACUCAGCAAAAAUCUAUGGGUCGGGUAAAAGUUUUUUUAUUGACAUAACGUCCUGGUGUAUUUCAUCUUCCUUCCACCUUACUUAGGGAAGUUUGUUUUUAUUAACUUGCAUUGUUAUUGUUUGUAUGUAAAUCAACAGGACUCUCUAUACCACAAGUAUCCUUACUAGCCUUUGAUCGAAACUAAACCUGGUUUACCCUGCAUUUCUUCUUUACCUUCCCUUUUCAUGUAUCGUUUACUGUUUAUCCUUUUCACAUGUCUGAUGAUUAUUGCAACGGGAGCCGAAAGCUCUCACACGAAUAAUUGGGCAGUGUUAAUAUCUACAUCUCGUUUUUGGUUUAAUUAUAGACAUGCUGCUAAUGUUCUUGGGAUCUACCGUUCGGUAAAACGACUGGGAAUUCCAGACAGUCAGAUAAUCCUCAUGAUUGCAGAUGAUUAUGCAUGCAAUUCUCGAAAUCUCUUUCCAGGUACCGUUUUUGAUAACGCUGAUCGUGACAUGGACCUUUAUGGAGAAGAUAUAGAAAUAGAUUACAAGGGUUAUGAGGUGACCGUGGAAGCGUUUGUUCGUUUAUUAACUGAACGAGUAUCAGAAAAUACACCAGCUAGUAAGCGACUGCUGACCAAUGAGCACUCUAAUAUUUUAAUUUAUAUGACAGGACAUGGUGGUGACGGUUUUAUAAAGUUCCAAGACUCCGAUGAGCUCAGUUCUGAAGAUUUUGCUGAUGCUUUAGAGCAGAUGCACCAACAUAAGCGAUACAAUGAGAUCCUAUUUAUAGCUGAUACUUGUCAAGCGAAUUCACUGUACAAGAAGAUUUAUUCACCAAACAUUGUUUCCAUUGGUAGCAGUGAAAUUGGUACUUCAUCUUAUUCCCAUCACGCAGACUCAGAUAUCGGUGUAGCGGUGAUUGACCGUUUCACGUUUUCAACCUUGGAAUUUUUGGAAAAUCGUGUGGAUAUCAAGAGCAAAUUAAGUAUUCAAGAUUUAGUUGAUUACUACGAUCCAGGAGAGAUUCGAUCCACUCCAGGGGUUGAGUCCACAUACUCACAAAAAGGCUUGGACGAGGUUUUGAUUAUGGACUUCUUUGGGAAUGUUCGUGAUAUAGAACUUCACCAGGAACCUACAAAGUGGAUUCUACCGGAUGAGCAAAAUGAUAGUACGCCCAGCUACAAGGAUUCAUCCUUUGUUAGAGAGUCCCCUCCUAAUAUAACAAAACUAGUCGAUGGGAAAAACCGAGGAAGAAGCAUCCCUUUACGUUUACAUAAUUAUUCAUAUUCAGAUAUGUUUUCCGCUAGCCUCUUUUUAUUAAUUCUGAUGCUUCCAUUUUGUUUGCAAAUAUUUUCAAAGAAGAAAUGAUGAAGCAGCAUUCGCGGAAGCAUCACAUGUUUAUCUAAUUUUUAUGAAAGCUCCAUGCAAUAGGACUUCCAACUUACACAUUGGCGAGCGUUUAAAAUAAUGAUCUAAUAAACUAAAUUGAGAAAAGGAAUAAUGGUAUAAGUCAACGAUUGACCAUAUACAGCUUGCAAACAGUAGUCAUAAUGUAUAAAAAAGUUAAACAAACAAGGAGUCAAGACCCGUUAACAACAAAUAUAAUCUAAAAUGAUAUAUCUAGAGUUUCUGAAGCUUGGCUAUGUUGAUAGCAUUCUCAAGAUCACUUUUCAAAUCCUCAACAUUUUCAAUACCAACGCUGAUACGGAUUAAGUCUUCAGGCAAACCGCGCUGAUCACGAACAUCCUUCUUAAUGGAAGCGUGACUCAUAUACGCGGGCAUGCUAAUUAAAGAUUCAACGCAACCGAAUGAAACAGAAAUAUGAAACAGCUUGGUGCUUUCUACAAUAAUCUUGGAAAACUCAACGUUGCCGGUAACAAUAGACAUAACAGCACCUGGGCCACGAGAAAAAGAAUUAAAAACAGCUGUAGAUUUACAGUCGGGGUCUAAACCAGGGAAGUUGACGAACAAACCCUUGGAUUUCAAAAAUUUAGCAAGUUCAAUAGCAUUUUGCUGAGCGCGUUCGACUCUGAUACCCAUAGUUUUAAUACCACGGAGUAAAAGAAAGCUUUCAAAUGGAGCCAAGCCUGCACCACAAGCAUUGAUGUUGAAAAAAACAGAUUUAGCCAAUUCAUCACUUCUAGUUGCAAUAGCACCUCCCAUAAUAUCGUGAUGACCGGAAAGGAACUUUGUAGCAGACUCAUAAACAAUAUCAUAACCAAAAUCUAAAGGGUUGCAAAGGAUGGGAGAAAGCAUAGUAUUAUCCAUAACCAACACGGCAUUCUUGGCCUUUUCACGAGUUAUUCUAACGAUGGCAUGAACAUCGCAGAUUUUAAUAAGAGGAUUUGUUGGACUUUCGACUAAAACGAGGGCAGUGUCGGGUCUCAAAGCAGCUUCAAAAGCCGUGAGAUCCCUAGUAUCUACAUUAGAAACUUGGAAUCCAUAAUUAGCAAUGUUGAGGUUGAGCAAUCGAUCGGAACCACCGUACAGAUCGUCACCAGCGACAAUGUGAGAUCCGGUCUUGCAUGUUUUAAGGAUCAUGUCCAAGGCGGACAUGCCGUUGCUGGUGACAAAGCAGUGCUUAGCCUUCAUAAGCUUGGCCAAGUGAACUUGAAGGGCGGUACGGGUGGGAUUACCGGAACGAGUAUAAUCGAACUUUCCCAUCUCGUCCAAACUAUGCUGCUUAAAAGUAGCAGAUUGGUAAAUAGGGACCGAGGAAGCAUUGAACUGAUCUUGGUUGCCUUCGACGCGAAGCAGCUCGGUCUCGAGAGAGUAUUUAGAAUUGAAAUCCAUACUGAUUGUCAU